Molecule: messenger RNA, 1129 nt
Organism: Bemisia tabaci
Lineage: Eukaryota; Metazoa; Arthropoda; Insecta; Hemiptera; Aleyrodidae
Source: RefSeq, a predicted model, not a curated record
CACCCCGUUUGUCCAUACCUGUAGUAGAGUGUACCUUGACUGUACUGCUUGUGAAGUGAAGUGAAGACAAGAAAGUUGUGUGCUUAGCUAUUAGCUAAAGUAUUUUAUUUUUAAAUUCGUGAUGGAAGACAAAGGAGAGAGAAAGAAAUGGAGAGAGAAAGGACAAUUUGACUGCCUCAUCCCAAAAAGAUCUAAGGGAGACUUACACUCUCAAAGAAUAACCAAAAUUAAGCGAAAGCUUGAAGAUUCUAAAAUCAGGAAUGUACCUGCUGUACUGAUUUCCUGUAUGCUUGUCAAUGACUUGGAUGACAAAACUAUUAUACAACAAGUUACAGAGAUAGCAAACCCACCGCCACCGCCACCCUCAACGCAGCCACCAAUUAUCCCCCCACCUCCGCCACCCACAUCCCAGCCACUACAAGGCUGGUACCCCUAUGGGUACUACCCAAGGUAUUAUUAUCCAUCACCAUGCCCACAAGCCUCAGGACCUCCCUCAGCAGUACCAGCGCCAGAGGCCCCAGGGCCCGUAACAGAGGUGGCAAAGAACGAAAACCUUUUUAAAGAGUUCCUCGACUUUAAACGAAGAUAUCAAGACAAAGAAGUAACGGAAACUGCACAAGAGGAAGGCAAGAAGGAGGAGGUUCAGGUUCCCAAGAAGGAGGAGGUUCAGGUUCCCAAAAAGGAGGCGUUCCCCCCCUUAAAGAAAAAACGAGUAAGUCGAUUGUUAUUUCAUCUUGACUACUUUUCUUCCCAUAAAUAUGAGGAAAGAAUUAGUUAAGGGUCUCUCUACAAGUGGCUUUUUGUAUAAGAAGUGUCUCUAAAAAAGAAACGCCCCCUCUUGCAGUUCAGCAUCACGGUUUUGAAGGCAAAGAAAGUAAUUAUAAGUCAUUUGUGAGGGAAAGGUUGUAUUGGAGAAAUACUGCCGUGAGAAAAGUAGAGUUGGUGGCAAUUUGUACUAUUUUUGAACAGCAACAUAAGAUUUGGAUUCCGUACGAAAGAUGAAAACAGUAAAAUUUCUUUUUUUGGUCUUCCAAAUUGUGCUAUCCACAAUAUUUCAGGUAUGAUUUUCAGUUACCUUGGUGGUAACGAAUGCUACAAAUUAAUACAACGAAAGACUUUGAUUUAUUCC